AUGGAGGGAUAUGUGGAAUGUCCUGUUUGUCAGAAAACUUUUAAACAAUCGCAGAUAGACGUUCAUGUAAAUGCAUGUUUAAACAUCACGAAUGCACAUGACACGACGUGUGACAGUUUGACACUAAUGACAGCAACAAAAAAGCGAAAAUCAAAUGACUCGAAUGCAUGGGGAUGUUUGAAGCCUGUGACAGAAAAAUCAGAUACCAGUCCAGUACUGAAAAAGCAGAGAGUAACAAUAGCAAACUCAUGUAAAGGUCUCCCACAGGUUAAAAAUGAUGAAAACACCAGUACUUUGUCUCCAGGAACAAAUACUACCCGUUGUCAUGUUACUGAAAAGCCUGGAACUCCGAGUUGUGAUCGGUCAAGUGGUAAAAAUGACGAUAUCAUCAGUAUUGGUCUAACUGCUACCAGUAAGCCCCUGGCUGAGCAGAUGCGCCCAAAGAGCCUAAAGGAUUUCGUAGGACAAGAUAAGGCAGUAGGCAAGAACAGUCUUUUGCGAUCAUUGUUACAGACGAAUCAGAUUCCCUCUCUAAUACUGUGGGGACCCCCAGGAUGUGGCAAGACAACACUGGCCAAGAUAAUUGCACAGCAAUGCAAUGCUGGAAGCACCUUAAAGUUUGUACAGCUGUCGGCGACAACUUCAGGGGUCAAUGAUGUCAAGGAGGUGGUCAAGAUGGCAAGGAAUGACCAGAAGAUGCUGAAGAAAAAGACAAUUCUCUUCCUGGAUGAAAUACAUCGGUUCAACAAAACACAACAGGACUCCCUUUUGCCCCAUGUGGAAGAUGGAACCAUUAUUCUGAUCGGGGCCACUACUGAGAACCCUUCCUUCCAGGUGAACGGUGCCUUGCUGAGUCGUUGUCGUGUUAUCACACUGGAUAAACUUGAACCCGCUGACCUCCAGCAUAUACUUAGCAAGGCUGUACUGGCUGUUGGUGGAGCUGUCUUACCAGAUGGUAGUGGUCCAGAUGAAGAACAGACAAGCAAGAAUUGUGUGUAUGUAGAGCAGCAGGCACUGACCACCCUGUCUAAUUUAUGUGACGGAGACGCGAGAGCAGCCCUCAAUAGUCUCCACAUGGCCUUACAAUCCCGCCUCUGUCAGCACAAUAGCCAAUUUCACAAUUUCUGUCACUCGACCUCUAGUCAGCAGAGAGGACAACAAGUUGUGACUUCUGCAGAUGUGAAGGAAGGUCUGCAAAGGUCACAUGUCUUGUAUGAUAGGGCUGGGGAGGAACAUUACAACUGUAUUUCUGCUCUGCACAAGUCUAUACGGGGCUCUGAUGCCACUGCUGCCCUCUAUUGGCUGGCAAGGAUGCUGGAAGGUGGAGAAAAUCCCUUGUAUAUUGCACGUAGGCUAAUCAGAGUGGCUAGUGAAGACAUCGGUCUUGCAGAUCCUUCAGCUCUCACGCAGGCUGUGUCUGCCUACCAAGCCUGUCAACUGAUAGGGAUGCCAGAAUGUGAUGUGAUACUGGCCCAGGCUACAGUGUACCUUUGUAGAGCUCCUAAAUCUGUAGAAAUAUACAACGCUUACGAUAAAGCCAAAACACAGGUGAAAGGUCAUCAUGGUACACAGCCUUCAGUUCCACUUCAUCUAAGGAAUGCUCCCACAAAACUGAUGAAAUCCUUAGGUUAUGGU
This is a messenger RNA of Ylistrum balloti, 1635 nucleotides long. RefSeq names its product ATPase WRNIP1-like. The annotation marks the transcript as partial. Gene Ontology annotation, cellular component: nucleus. The record is from RefSeq and is a predicted model, not a curated record. NCBI's taxonomy places the organism in Eukaryota, Metazoa, Mollusca, Bivalvia, Pectinida, Pectinidae. Gene Ontology annotation, biological process: regulation of DNA repair; DNA-templated DNA replication. The transcript has 7 exons. Gene Ontology annotation, molecular function: single-stranded DNA helicase activity; DNA binding; enzyme activator activity.